Messenger RNA from Symbiodinium sp. CCMP2592, 366 nucleotides. The record is from the annotation of a GenBank genome assembly. Lineage: Eukaryota; Dinophyceae; Suessiales; Symbiodiniaceae.
AUGAACCUUCUGGAUUACUACAUGGUGCCACCGCAGUGGGAGGAUGAACAUGCAAGGAUGAACACUGUUAACCGGUACAACCACCUUGAGUUCAAGGACAAGCUCCUGACCUAUUUUGUACAACUCAAGGGCAUAAGAAGGUCAGGUCACAGAGGAACGUCAUGUUUGAACUGGUGGGUGAACAUGGUGAUGUGGUUCUGCUCAGUCUCUAUCAACCCGUGGGUGUUGCUGUUUGAAAGGCAGGACACUUGCAAAGGCUUAGACGGCCAGAAUCUCUGGAUACGACUGGCACUCGAGGGAGAUGACUCCUUGGCUCGUGUCUGCAGAGCAUUUGGCAUAGUGUCCGAAAGCCGUCAUAAACCUUAA